UAUAUAAUCUUUAUUAUUAUCCUUAGACAGGGCAAAGAUCAUGUCAUGUACCACCGCCACCUUUGUCAUUUCACUGCUCCUCCUUACCACGGCCGCCGCCACCGCCUCCUCCUACUCUCAAGCAAGCUCCGAUGCCAUCCUCAAGGCCAAAGCACUUGUCUCCCAAGCCAAGGCAUGGGCUGCCCGAACCUCGGCCUCAGCGCUCUAUCGUUACCGGUCGGAUCAAGACCACCAACACCGGAGGAUGCCCAAUCACCCUCGCAACCUCAGCUUGGCCCUUAGUGACUGUGAGAGGCUCUACGAAAUGAGCAAGUUCCGGCUCGAGCAGUUGCUCCAUGGUGGGCUAGAGAGCACUCACGCUUGGGACGACGCCACCACGUGGCUGAGCAGCGUGCUCGCGAACCAUUGGAGUUGCUUGGAUGGCUUGAACGAGGGCCACGACAGAGGGUCAAUACCAUCCGCGGGGUCUCGGAACUUGACAAGUUUGAUAAGUGAAGCCUUGGCUUAUUCGCAUGAGAAAAGGAAUGGCGCGACAGGCAUAAGGAAGGGGUUUGGUCAACCAAGGCCAAAGCCUAGCCAAUACGAGGGCCUUCUGGCUUCAUGGAAUGCAGCGACCUCGAAGGCCGACUUCGAGGUGGCAAAGGAUGGUUCCGGGACUCAUGGAACCAUAAAUGAAGCGCUGGCUGCACUGGGCAGAAUGGGCAGCAACCGUCCUAGUCGAGUGGUCAUCUACGUGAAGGCGGGAGUGUACAGUGAAAAAGUUGAAAUUGAAAAGAAUAUGCAGGAUGUAAUGUUUGUGGGCGACGGAAUGGACCGAACCAUUGUGACUGGUAGCAGAAAUGUUCCGGAUGGUUCCACCACUUUUAGCUCAGCCACAAUUGGGGUCUCUGCGGAUGGGUUUUGGGCAAGGGACAUGACAUUCGAGAACACGGCUGGUCCCUCGAAGCACCAGGCAGUCGCCCUGAGGGUCAACUCGGACCGUUCCGUGUUUUACCGCUGCAGCUUUAAGGCCUAUCAAGACACCCUCUUCACCCACUCCCUAAGGCAGUUCUACCGUGACUGCCACAUCUAUGGCACGAUCGACUUCAUCUUUGGGGACGCUGCAGUGGUGCUCCAGAACUGUGACAUCUUUGUUCGGAAACCGAUGAGCCACCAGGCCAACAUGAUUGCAGCCCAGGGCCGGGAUGACCCCAACUCGAACACCGGGAUCUCAAUACACGGAUGCCGGGUAGCCCCUGCACGCGAGUUUAUGUCAGUCAAGGGUUCUUUCAAAAGUUAUCUAGGACGGCCCUGGAAGAGGUACUCGAGGACGGUGAUAAUGAAGACGGAUUUGGAUGGCCUGAUCGACCCGAAGGGAUGGAUGGAAUGGAGCGGCGACUUUGCUCUCUCGACCCUGUUCUACGGUGAAUACAUGAACACGGGCAAUGGUGCUUUGACCAAGAGCAGGGUGAGGUGGGCUGGGUUCCAUGUCCUGAGGAGUCCGGAAGAGGCUCAUCCUUACUCUGUGAGCAGAUUCAUACAAGGGGACUCAUGGAUUCCAAAGACCGGAGUGCCCUUUUCGCUAGGAGUUUAGAAAAUAUGUGUGUGUGUGUGUGUAGAUAUCUGUGUGUAGUUGCAAUGUAAUGAACUAAUAUGGAAAUUAGUAACACUUCUACUCAA
This is a messenger RNA of Punica granatum (pomegranate), 1659 nucleotides long. NCBI's taxonomy places the organism in Eukaryota, Viridiplantae, Streptophyta, Magnoliopsida, Myrtales, Lythraceae. The record is from RefSeq and is a predicted model, not a curated record.